Caenorhabditis sp. 36 PRJEB53466 is the source of this 567-nucleotide messenger RNA. The record is from the annotation of a GenBank genome assembly. Lineage: Eukaryota; Metazoa; Nematoda; Chromadorea; Rhabditida; Rhabditidae.
AUGGAAAGGUUCUUUGGUGACAAAAUUGUAUACGGAGAAGAAAUGAUGCAAUCGGACACUGGGGCCACAAUGCAACUUAAGACUUUGGGAGGGUAAACGUUUCCAGUUCAGAACAGGUUUUCCUCUAUUGCGCAAAAACUGUUUAAGCGAAGCCGUCGUUUUUAAUAUAAGAUACGGAGGGUUCUGGGAUUUUGAAGACAGAACGAUAAUCCCUUUCAAAAUUCCGGGUGAAGUGACAAUUCAAAUCGAAAUCCACGAUGACGGAAUAGAAGUAAGCGAACUUUGAACAGUAAAGACGACCGAUUCCGAAUUAAUUAAUUACAGACCACGUUUGAUGGUGUUUAUAUUCUUUUUUUUCCGCACCGAUUGGUGUUUGCGAACGAUCAAGUGCUCCUAAUUACGGGAGAUGUGGAAGUACCAUAUAUCGCUUUUGAUGGGACCGAUCAGCCGAACACGAAUGGGACCGAUCAGCCAACACAUGCUGAAGAAUACGAGGACGGAGAACAACUUGAUGACGAGGGGGAAGACGGUGAAAGCGAACAACAGCCGCAAGUCUAUGAAAACUGA